Messenger RNA from Danio rerio (zebrafish), 744 nucleotides. NCBI's taxonomy places the organism in Eukaryota, Metazoa, Chordata, Actinopteri, Cypriniformes, Danionidae. The record is from RefSeq and is a predicted model, not a curated record.
AUGGCAAUCCAGGCUUUUACCUUCCCUUUACCCGAGACCAGGUUUUUCCUGGCUGAACAACGUGUUUUCAAAUUCAAGAUAAGACGAGGAGACAUGAGCAGCAUUGAUGAGGAGGACAUGCUGGAUGGGGCGCUAGUCAGUGAGGAGCUGGAGAAUGCUGUGCGGGCGGUUUUGGCAAACUUAGAUGAUCUUCAUCCUUUCACAACUCAAAAUUUCAACAUUUUUCCUUACAAAAGGAAAUGGGAACAAGUGUCCAAAAUGAGGUUUACGAAAGAGGGUCAAGACCUUAUUCCAUAUCCCUUCCUGAUAACACUGUAUGUGGAGUAUCGUGAACCAGCCUUUCAACACACAGUGACAAACACCAGUGACUGGAACACAGCGGAGACAUUUCCUACAAUGAAAAGAGCACAGUGUGCUUGUGAGCCAUUGAAGAUGCACCAAACCACUGUGAUGGAUCCUCCAGAAGAGGGCAAUAUGAGCCAACACAAGCAGAAUAAACUAAGCUCAGAGGAUUUACAGUGCUGUCAGGAGUCCCCUUUUUCGGCCAUUGGUGCAGAAGCGAUGGUUUGUGGCACUAAGAUUCAUGCUGAUUCAGAUGCGACUUGUCUACAAGAGCCAGAAGUGUGUGAUGCUGCUCCUAAGAGUCACGAUUCAAACUCAGGACAGAACAGUGGGAUCAUUGCGAGAAUGGCCAGCUCACUGUUUCCCUUCUCUGUGUUCUUCAAUAAGAGUUCUGCAAGGUAA